UUUUUUUUUUUUGCUUAGAGGCGGAACCUUUCUUCUUUGGCUCCGUGCGGCAGCCGGGGACCAUUUGCGAGCGUACUGCUGGGCUUUCCUCGCUGGUAAAAUGGCGGCGCCCGUGAUGAGAUGCUGCUUGGGGAAAGUUCUGGCUCAGUGUCCUAGGCGUAUUUUCUCCAGAAUUGGUUGUCAUUCUGCAAUUGUUCCCUGUGUUGUCAACUCAGUCAUCUCUACUAGGCACUAUGCUGCAAAGGCGAGAAGAAAAUCCAAAAGUGAAUCCCGAAAGAAAACCCCAGAAGCAGAGCCCAAGCAAAAGAAGCAGAGUUACAAACCUCCCUUACCCAGUGAACCAACUGAUGACGUCUAUUUAACAUGGUGCUAUCAAAGGCCGGUUUAUGAGGCAGAGGUGGCUGUAGAUAUGCUCAAGAAAUUUCAAGUGUUGGACUUUACUCCCCCCAACCAGGAUAUUUUUGUUGAUAUUACCCUUGAUAUGGCAAAGGAGAAGAAGAAAACAGUGGAGCAAUUUGUUGGCACAGUUCUUCUGCCUUAUCGUUUCACAAAUGACACCCACAAGGUUUUAGUACUUACAGAGAGUGAGGAAGAAGCUGCCCUAGCAAGAGAAAACGGAGCUGCAUUAGCAGGAGGGACUGAAUUAAUCAAACCGAUUCUGGAUGGUGAAAUCCAAGCAGACUUUUAUGUAGCUGUGCCCAGGAUAGCACCCAGAAUCAGUUCUUUAAGGGGCAUACUGAAGAAAAAGUUUCCAAAUGUCAAAAAUGGUUCUCUUAGUUACGACAUUCCCCAAAUGCUUAGCUUCUUUAAACUGUGCCAUGAAUAUAUGGUGGAAAAUGAGAACUUGAUCCACACUCCGAUCGCAACGCUGGAUAUGCCUAAUGAUCAGAUAGUUGCCAAUCUGGAUGCGGUUAUUAAGGACGUUUGUAAAUACAAACCUUUGAGCUAUGGCCCAUUUGUGACAUAUUUGACUAUUCAGAGUUCAAGCAGUGAAGGAUUAGAUUUAAAGUUUGAGCGCUUUCUCCCCAAAGGAUCUGUGAAAGAAAAAGCGGAAGAGAAGUUGGAAGAAAAAGAAGAUGAUAGUGAUGAAGAAGGAGCGAUGCAAGAGUCCAAAUAGUCUAGUGUUGUGUAAAUAUCUUUAUCAUUCUCACUGUACAAAAAGCUUAAAGGAGCAGUUCUGUUAACAACUUAGGUGGUCUGUGAACAAACUUAGGAUUUGGGGGACGUACAAAGGCUCCCCCUAGGCAGAGUUUUAUAAAUCAGGCUGAGCAAUUUAUAAAAAUGUAUAGAAGGUAUUACAUUAAUAUCUGAACCACCCAAGUAUUUGAGGCACCGAUUGAUUAUGAACAUGGCUUGCGAUGCAAAACCUCUCUGUUCAUAGAACAGGACUUGCACAGCCCUCGAUUAUAUGCAGCUCUUUCUCUAAAUGAACAGUCCACAUCCCGUGCCUUGGAAUGAUUCCAGGUUCCUGUGGCAAGGGAAUGCAAAAGUCCUAGUUACAGUAGCUGCUUUUGUUUAGUUUUUGCGCUAAUGUCUCCAUGUAUUUGUUCAAUCAACACAAGGGUUGGUUUGAUCAUUCCAAAACAUGGUUUUAAGAGGAAAAGCACACCGUUGGGUAAAACAACUUCUGCUGCUUCUGCAGUGGUUCAUUGGUCUGCCCCUCCCUUCCUCUUCCUCUCUCUCUCUCUCUCUCUGAAAUUAAGCAAAUUGUUAGUUUGCAGUUUUAUGGAUUAUGCUUGCUGACUCCAGUCCCUGUGGUUUAAGCACAGAUGUGCUUGCUGGGAUGCUGCUGUUCUCUGACAGGCAUUAUAAUCUUGGGGCUGCUGAUCUUAGCCCUGGAUGACCUGGGCUUCGAUCCCACCCUUCUUCCAUAAAUUGGAUGGCUUUGGACAAGCUGCUGUUUCUCAGUUGUGGAUCCUUGUGUGGGGUAAAAUUGAAAUAUAGAGUCAGAUGAAUGAGUUUGAGGUGGAGAGUAGUGUUGUCUGUAGGGUGCUCAGUACCCAAGUCCUUGCCAGGGCCAGUCCCAGUGAAUGGAAAGUCUGCUGAUAACCUGAAAAUAUGAAGCUGCCUUCCAUUGAGUCACACCAAUGGUCCAUCCAGUGUUGCCUCUAUUGACUGGCAGCCCCUUCUCCAAGGUUCCAGGGUUCUCCAAGGUUCCGUCAUUCCCAGCCCUACCAGGAGAUCCUACCAGGGAGUGAACCAGGGACCUUCUGCAUGUAAGGCAGAUGCUCUAUCACUGAGCUAGAGCCCCACUUCACAGGGUAGUCAGCUAACACUUGACAUACUUAAUUGUAUUCCAAUGUUGUCUCGUCAUAGGAACAGAGGCUGCCUGAUACUGAGUCAGGCCAUUGGUCCCUCCAGCUCAGGAUCGUCUACGCUGACUGGCAGCAGCUCUCCAAGGUUUCAGGCAGGAAUCUCUCCCAGCUCUACCUGGAGAUGCUGCCGGGGACUGAACCUGAUAGCUUCUGCCGGCAAAGCAGGUGCCCCAUCGCUGAGCUUUGGCCCUCCAGGUGGAUGAAGCAGAGUUUGUAGCCCAGAGAGGAAGCCAGAGUCAGUCGCAGCUCCUAGAGCCGAGGGGCAGCAGAUUGCAGCUAGGCUGGAGAACCGAUUAGAAAGCAGGUGUGAGAAGCAGACAGUUGUGAGCUGGGGAAGUUAUAAACUCCAGCAGGGUCGGGGGAGUCCUGCAGUUUAUAAGGCUCUAGGGGAAAACAUGGUCUUUGCAUUCCUGUGCAUCUAAACUUGGCUUGCUGGUAAACAUCUCAUCCUCGUGGUUGCAGAUACAAAACCAUGAUCUCCCACCCCGCCCCCAAUACCACUUCUGAUAUAUUUCAGUGGGUAAAAUUCUAAUCUGCCUUGGAGUAUAAAACUCUGCAGCAUAUAAAAAACUGAUCUUGGGUAGACAGCCCAUGAAACUGGAGAGCAGUGGUGGCAACUUGAUUAUCCCUGGGCGGCACUUGGCAGGCAUGGAGUCGGUGGAAGCUGUCCACUGAUUAGACUGUGGGGACUUGGAAGGUGCACGUGUUUGAAAAAGUGUUUCUUGCGGAGCUUGACUUGCUUGUUUGAGUUAUCUCUGCUCUGUUGGCUAGGGAUGUACACAAGCUCGGGGCGGGGCGGGGAUUGGUUCCUUUUAACGAGGAGGAGUGCAGCAGGUCCUGACCUGCUGCUGCUCCUCCGGGAUCGGUGCUGGCGUGCAAAAGGCUGCGCGUGGCUGCUUCCUUGUUCCUCAAAGCCUGUGUGUGGCGUUGGCAUGCACAUGGCCACCGGAUGAGUGGUGGGGCGGCAAAGCAGCAGGUCAGGACCUGCGUCACUCCUUUUAAAAGGAACCGAUCCCUGCCCCAUCGGCUCGGGUGCGUGUUCGGCUCCUUGCUAGGUAAUGGGGCCUGUUCAUAAGUCCUCAUCUGCGAGCCCCCAGUUGGGAAGCAGGCAGAAGAACAAUCUUGUGGCUACACUGAGCAAUGAGUUGCCUCAAUAAUAAUAAUAAUAAUAAUUUAUUAUUAUUAAAAUAAUACUCAAGAGAAGCAAAAAAAAGAAACCCAAACAAACCAGAGCUACCAAUCAAGGGACAGGAGACGGCCACCGGAGUCAUUCCAAAAUAAGAGGCAAGAGAGACCACCUCUGGGCAACUCAAAAUUUCUCCUAUAUUGAGGGAGUGUGGUAGACAUUGGCACUUUAUAGUAAGAAGUGGAGUGGGAUUGGCUCUUCUGGAUCACCUGACUUCCAAGCACUAGGGGAUGUGCACGGAACCGCGGGGGAGGCCCGAAGGUGCUACUUUGAGAGUGGGGGAGGGUGCACUUAUCCCUCCUGCUGCUUCCCCCCCGCUGGCAUCCGUUUUUCAAAAAAGCCCAUCGAGGCAGCAACCAGAGACUUCCAGUCAUAUCCAUGCAACGGGGCGUCAGGGAGGUAUGCUGCCGCCUCCAUGGGCUUUUAAAAAAACGGACGCUGGUGGGGGGAAAGCAGCGGGAGGGGUAAGUGCACCUUCCCCUGCUCUUAAAGUUAGACACCCCCCACCGUUGAACUGGCAGAAACACCGGUUCCGUGCACAUCCUUAUCAAGUGCAGGAAUAGAAGAACAGCCCUGCUGGAUCAGGCCCAAGGCCCAUCUAGUCCAGCAUCUUGUUUUGCACAGUGGCCCACCAGAUGCCGCUGGAAGCCUACAGGCAGCAGUUGAGGGCAUGCCCUCUCUCCUGCUGUGACUCCCCUGCAACUGGUACUCAGAGGCAUCCUGCCUUUGCAGAUUCUGGCCACAUUGCUGCAUGGUCUGAAAUGCGCAUGCAGUUCCUUACUCCAAUCAGCAUUUGGCUUAUAGAGGUCUUCAGUUAAAGCCUGUGGUGCCUGUCACUGCUCUGCAUCCUCCAUUCUUUUGAAUGGGGCUCUUGGGGGACUCUCACAGUGCCUGUUGAAAUGAACAGAUGCACUCUUGCAGAUGUACCUGCUGGGUUAUGCCCUUUGAGUGUUGAAAUGCUGCACAACAGAUAAUUUCUUUGUCAAGGAUUUCAGGCAAGGUGAUGGUGAAAUUCCAGCUUUUGCUUUGAGCAGCAAAGUUUUUCUCCCCGAAAGGUUGCCGGUGAUGCUUCUUAGUGUCCAGAACAGGAUGAACUAUGCUCGUUCUGCAAAACCUCCUGGCUGUGAUGGACGAGUAGAUUGCAGCAGCUGGAAACAGCCAUGAUGAAACGCUGCCUUUUGCCUAGUCGUUCUUUCUGCUGUGCUAAAUCAGAGGUAUAAAUUGGAGCAAUCUUUUUAUUUUAAAUGUUAACAUGACAUCCUAUUAAAGGAAGAGCGAUUGCGCAGAUGCCCCCAGAUCCCUACGUUGACAACAAUUUCAGACAUGAAAAACUAUCGCUGUCGUCAUUACUUUUGUAAUGGUAGAUUGUCUGUGGUUUUUGCAUGCAGACGGGUUUCAUCGACUGGCUCUCACCAUUAAAACAGCUUCAGCUCUUUUGAGCCGGGCAACAUGAGUUGUAACUUGGCAGAAUUUUCCCUAGUAAACAGCUGUGCCGGUGGCUGAAGUGUUGGGUGAUGCGGUGGCCUCAGGCAGGCUGUGAUGGAAACCCACUCCAUCUCCUCUUCUGCAAUAGUCCUUAAAAGAUGGAAGUGAGUACCAUAGAGGUGUAUGGGCAGUUGUGAGGUACAAGAACAUAGGAAACUUCUGUAUACUGAGUCAGGCCACUGGUCCAUCUAGCUCAGUAGUGUCUGCAUGGACUGGCAGUGACUGUCCAAGGUUUCAGGCAGGAGUUCUUUCCCAGCCCUAUCUGUGGAUGCCAGGGAGUGAACCGGGGACCUUCCGCAUGCAAGCGGAUGUUCUGCCACUGAGCUACAGCCUCAUCUGCUGUUUGACUAGGAGGGUCAGGAGGCAGAAUGUAAAUGGAAAUCAUUCCUUGAGUUUGCCUGUGCUAGGGGUAAAAAGGUAAAGGUUUGCUGUCGAGUCGGUGUCGGCUCCUGGCAACCACAGAGCGCUGUGGUUGUCCUUGGUAGAAUACAGGAGGGGUUUACCAUGGCCAUCGCCCACACAGUAUGAGAUGAUGCCUUUCAGCAUCUUCCUAUAUCGCUGCUGCCUGAUAGAGGUGUUUCUCAUAGUCUGGAAACAUACCAGCAGGGAUUCGAACCAGGAACCUCUUGCUCCCUAGGCAAGUUACUUCCCCACUGCACUAGGGGUACCUAACCUCUCUUUCUCUGCAGGGUGGGGUUUUUUUGUGUGUGUUUGUUUUUUUGCUUUCAUACAGUGAUGUGCAAGUCCUCACCCAUUUGGAGUUUUCUAACAUUGUUGGAUACAUGAAAGACCUUUUAGAGUUCUGCAGGUGCUUGGGAAUGCUUGAAAAUCCCCAAUGGAUGGAAAAACACCCCACCUUCUCUAGUUUCUCUGGUCACCCCCCCCCCCACACACACAGAGCUUGCUGUCUCCUCCUUUCCCCCCAAAGUAACAGGCAGCAAGGGUGAUCUAGUCCCACAUGAGGGAGCCAUCCCCACCUGUCACUCCCCCACUUUUCCAAGGUAAGGGAUUUUUGCUUUAGGGUGGAGAGGAUGCCUGCGGAAGGACCUGUGUGGGCAGGAUACAGACCCAAUUUUGAGUUGGACCUUGCUCAAAGGGGACAAGUUCUUUCCAUCCAAGUGAUUAUGAUAAAAGCUAGUAUUUGGAGCUUUUUAGCAUAGAGAAAAGGUGACAAAGGGGAGUCACGAUGAAUUUUUAAAAGAAGUAUGCAUUGUGUGGAGAGAAUGGAUGUAGAGAAGUUUUUCUCCCUUGCUCUCAACAUUAGAACCUGGGGUAAUAGGAGCCAACAUUAGAAUCCCAUGAAUUUGACUGGCAGGAAGUUUAGGACAGACGAAAGGAAAUCUUGAUCACACAGUGCAUAUAUUUAGUUAUGGAAUCUAUUGCUACAGGAGGUGGUGCUGUUGACUAAUCUUGAAUGACUUUAAACAGGGAUUGGAGGAUCGGGCAAACUCAUGAAAGGCAGAUCUACCAACAGCUACUCGUCUUGAUGGUUACAGGCUACCUUUAGGUUCAGAGGCAGGAGGGAGUAUGCCUUUAUCUCCUGUUCAUGGCCUUCCUGGAGGUGUCUGGUGAGCCACUGUGGGAAAUAGGAAGCUGGACUAGAUAAGUGGUAGAUCUGAUCCUGCAAGGCUCUUAUGUUCUUUGCAUGGAGAAAGUCCCAGGUUCAACCCCUACCACCUCCAGUUAAAAGGAUCUUUGCCAGCAGAUGCUGGGAAAGAUCCUGACCUGAGACAGAACCUGUGGAGAUUAGCAUCAUGAGACUAUGGGCAAGCUUGGACUAUCAGCAGGAGGUUGGUUCCCAGGAAGUGUGGGCUGGUGGCGGAUGUGUUGUUUGAACCCACCAAAGUCCAGUUCCUGAGUCUUCUGUCCAACAUUUGCCAGACAUUCUCCUUAUAAUCUACAUUUGAAGUUGGGUGGGGAAUGUUGGGUGAAAAGUUUGGUAACUGGACUUGAGUGAGUUUGAACACCCACUGGGAGCAUGCAUUCCCCAGGAACCCUUUUAACCCCUUUUUUGGUCAGAAAGCAGUUGAAGGGGUAAUUCAGCUUGGGGGAAAGGGAUUUAGCAGCUCGGGGACAUAUUUCUGGAUUGCAAAGAGCACUUAUGGGAGAUCACACACACCCCACUCUCUGCUGCUUGGGAAGCCUCUAGCAGUGAGUAUGUAGCCUCUUGCUGCAUCCCUGGAACACUGAUGUGGAUGUCAGCCACUGUGUCUAAGGAUUACAGUCCUUCACUUAAAGCAAUGUCCUUUUAGGCAUUUAACUUAGCUCUUGUUGGCAUAACUUGGCACCAAAUGCAGGCCCCUUCUGGUUUGUUUAGGCGGAAUAAAUCAGGAUACCAACUGACCCUGAUUCAACUCCAGCUUCACUGGACUGCAGACGCCUAGUGGUCUUGGAUGGAGAAUGUACAUUGGAUACGGCAGGUUUAUCAUAGUUGUAUCCUGCCCUUUCUCCAAGGAGUUCAAUGUUCUCACACUACUUCUUCAAGUAGGUUAAGCUGAUGGGGACUGGCCUGAGAUAAUCCCGUGAAUUAGAUGGCUGAGUGGGAAUUUGAACCUAGCCCUUCCAGUCCAAGGUUCAGCACACUAUCCAUUACCACACAUACACCAGGGUUGAAUUAUUGGGAACCAAAGAUGCAUCAUAAUGCACAACUCCACCAUCUGAUCCUGCAGAGUUCACUUAAUGGAUUAGGACUGGCAAAUACAGUACUGGCAAACGUUCUCUAAAGCCAAGGUGUGGUUGAUACUUGGAAGAAGUGGCCUGUUGCCUGCUGAACAAAACUGCUUUUUAAAAAUGGCAUCUACCUAUAUAAUUAAUUCUCUUGGCCAGCCAUGCGUGGAGAUGUGUGGCUGGCUUUUGCGGUGGAACUCUUGCAACACGCUGUGAGAGUUCCCGGCAUUGGGCGGCAAGACGCUGGAGGAUGACAGCUGGGCCCGGCAGCGGCGGCAAUGGAGGCGGCUGCGGUGGUGGGGAGGCGGCGGCAACGGGCCUAGCCACAGUAGUGGUGGCGGGGGGCGACCCAGCUCGACCACAGUGAGGAGGAGGAGGCGGGUCCAGCCACGGUGAGGAGAAGGUGGUGGCGGUCUGGCUGCCAGGAAGAGGGUGGCCGAGUAGGUGUGGGGGAAUAGGGUAUUGCCAGCCCCAAAGAGCUCACAGAUGCUCUGUGCGGGGUCGGCUAGUUUGUUUCUAAUAGUUGUUGUUAUGAUAUUCCAGAAUAAGUGCCAAAUAAAAGAACUCCUCCAUGAAUCACUUGCAUUCAUAGAAAUGUAGCCUCACAUUGGGUGAAAGCUAUAAUUCCAGUUUUUCAACGUUUAUUCCAUUGUUUCACAAUAACAUUUAACCAAUUUGGUUUUGUAAUUGGUAUAUAUUUCAACCCUAUUGAUGAUUGAAGUUCCUUUCUUAUUCUACAAAUAAUCCUUUAAACAUAUUUGGCCAUUAUUUGACAGGUCAGAUGCCCAAUCCUGUGGUGGCUCAGGGUAUCUUUCUGUCAUCUUUGACUAGAGGUUUGAAAAGCUCCUCUGCAAUUCUAUUUCUUGGAUGGAAAGUAAUUCUACAGUGGCCGCGUGAAAUUUAACAGAUGCCCGAAACACUGUUGCCACCAGGUGGCACUCAUCCCCUACAUAGCUCAAUCAAGUUCUGUCUGUUUUAAAGCAAAUAUGAUUCACUGAGACUAUGAAACUGAUUAUUAUUAGCCGUUAUAAAAAUAUAACCAAUAUGGUGGCUAUAGAUUUAUGUGCUUCUGCCAAAGAGGGCAGCAAUUGAGUACUUGAGCAAAACUCUAAUGCAUCGUUUGUAUUACAGAGCACAGAAUUUAAUAGUGUGUGGUGCAGUGGGAAAAUGCUUAAGGAAAAAGCAGAAGGUUGCCAGUUCGAAUCCCCACUGCUACUGUAUCAGGCAGCAGCGAUAUAGGAAGAUGCUGAAAGGCAUCAUCUCAUACUGCAUGGGAGGAGGCAAUGGUAAACCCCUCCUGUAUUCUACCCAAGAAAACCACAGGGCUCUGUGGGUCCCAGGAGUCGAAAUCGACUUGAUGGCACACUUUACCUUUACCUUCUAACAUAUAACAUCCUGAGAAUUUCAACACAUAAUGGGGAAGUGGCAAUUUUUGAUUCCCUUCCCCAGGAAGUCCUUAGCGCCGCCUGAAAAUGUGUCUCUGUUCCCAAUGUCUGUGCAACACUCUGGGAAUAUUUUCAGGUGUCAGAGAGGGCUUCCUGGAGAAGGGGUGUGUGUGUGUGUUGAAAAAUUCUGCUUCCCUGCUGCACCAGUCCAGUGCAGUUCUGUUAGGGUGCAGUCUCGCUGCACCAGUGCAUCCUUGCUUUGUAUGUCAGCCAGUCUCAUUAACAAACAGCUGGAUGUGUGGACUGCACUGCACCAUACACACUUAAUAGUAUUGGCUUCUGCAAACUUUGUAAAAUAAUGCAGUGAGAAGUUAAAAUAGGGGAGCCAAAACAUUACUGCAUCUUGUUCAACUACUGCUUUAUUAGUUUAAAAAUGUGUAUCCCAUUUUUCUUCUUACUAGAAAACUCAAAGUAGCUAAAAGGGCACACAAACAAUGAAGAAACAAAAAACCAGCACAAUCUAAAAAUGGCGGCUGCUGCUCUAGGUUUUAGUUGUCUUCUCGUGUUCCCCAGAAUUGCUUCCCCCUGUAAGCCCAUUCAUCAAACACUUUGGUUCCUGCCCUCAGGGUCCAUUACCUCAACACUUCUAGUUACAGGCCUGGAACAGGAACAUAGAUUUCUCUGAAGUCCUUGUGAGAUGAGCCCCAGAAAAGUUUCAUGGCUAAUUUGUUCUGGCAUAACUUUUUCUGCUUAAAACCACUGCACGAGCACCAGGUAUCACGUUAGAAUUGGCCUCCUGCUGACCUGUAGCUCAGCCUGUGGUUGUGAGCAUAAUACAGAGUUUGCUCUGUAGCUGUGAAAGGAAUUCUUUUCCCUGUUUGUCAAAUGUUUAGCAGUCUCUAAAUUUAUGCCUGUCCGAGCUACACCACAUUUGGGACUUCAAAUCUAUUAAUACUGCUUUUAAAAAAGACCGAAUCAGAUUACAACGGCGAAGGUCAUGGAUUUUCUUUGAAGCUAAAACUGCACAGCGCACACACUUGUUCUGAGCUAUCCAUCAGAGUGAGAAAUUUUGCAUAGCAGAUGCAGAAUGCCUCUUAUUUUUAAUGGGGCACAAGGAAUUUAUGUAAAUAAGGCUUACCCUUCCUAGCUUAUUUCCUGUGUCAGACUAACCAUAGCUAUUACCAUUUAUUUUUAAUAUAGAUUUAGUUAAUCUAACCAAACGAGUGCACACAUGAAAAAAAUGUAUUAUGCUAUUAAAAGUCACUAGAACAAAGAGUAUGGAUUAAGAAUAUCAUUGGUUUCUUAUUCCAGAACACACAGAGACCUUUUUUGUGUUCAACAAAUCGUUUGUCAUCAAUAAACAAAUUACUGUAUUUACCUGAAUCCUAGGUUUUUUCCAACGUCUUAGAUGCUAGAAAUCAGGGAUCAUCUUAAAUACAGAUUCCUUUUCCUUUUAGGUAAAUACAGUACAACCUGUAUUUUUAAGAGAGUCGUCUUAAAUUCAGUAUUGUCUUCUAUUUGGGUAACCACCCAGAGACAGCAGUUUGCGGCAGUCUACAAAUCUGAUAAGUAAAUAAAGAAGGGUAUGUCAGCCACCCAGUCCCACUCCCUCGUCUCCAUGUGAACUGCUUCCCAGUGACUGCCAACUUCCAGCAAGAGAAGAUGUGCCUCAGUCUUGGUCAUCAGCGGACUGAAUUCCAGGUGCUUAGCCAGUUCUGCCUCAGUAGGAGCUGCUGUCCCACAGCAAUGGCCAAAGAACAGCUCUAGGGGAUACGAAGGACAAAGCACCAUGAAUAAUCCUGACACCCUGUGGGCACCAGGUUAUGUCCAUUCUCGGUGCUCACCGUGCACAGCACAGACAUCUAUAAAAUUACCCAUGGUGUGUGGAGAAUGUGGACAGAGUGAAGUUUCCCUCCUCACGAUGCUUGAACCAGGGGUCAUCCCAUGCAAUGAAUAGCCAGGAAAUUUAGGUCCAACAAAAGGAAGUAUUUUUUCCACACAGUGCAUAAUUAAUCUAUGGAAUUCUCUGCCACAGGAUGUGGUCAUGGCCACCAGCUUGGAUGCCUUUAAAAGGGGCUUAGACAAAUCCAUGGAGGACAGGUCUUUCAGUGGCUACUAGUCUUGAUGCUUAUAGACUACUCCCAGGCUCAGAGGCAGGAAGCCUCUGAAUAUCAGUUGCAGGGGAGCAACAGCAGGAGGGAGGGCAUGCUUCCAGCUCCUGCUUGUGAGCGUCUGGUGGGCCACUGGGAAACAGGAUGCUGGACUAGUUAGACCUUUGAUCCAGCAAGGCUCGUCUUACGUUCUUAGGGCUGCUCCAGCUUGACGUACUUACUCAGAAUUAAGUCCCAUUGUAUUCAAGAAUUGCAGCCGCAGUGUGUUUUUUCUGUGGGGAUCUUGUGCAGCCUCUUUUGAGAACACCAAACCGCUGCUAAAUGAGCAAAAACCGAAAGGCAUCUUUUAAAGUGGUGGCUCAUAUUCAGCAGAGAGAGAGCAACUGGCCCUGGCCACAGCAUCCCUCCUUGGCUGCUGUUGGUGUUUACCUGAUGUUUCUUUUUUAUAUUGUGGGAGCCCUUUGGGGACAAGGAGCCAUCUUAUUUAUUUAUUUUUAUUUUUCUAUGUAGACGCUUUGGAGACCUUGUCGAAAAGCGGUAUAAAAGUGGUGGUGGUGGUAGUAGCAGUAAAUCAACCUUUUUCUUCUUCUUUUUGCCUCCCUUCCUUCACUUUCACAUAGCUUGCUAGUUUUGACAUCACGGAGAAAUUGUGCAUGCUAAGAAUAAAGCAGCCCUGUUGGGCCAUUAGGCUCUUCAGGUAGAGCAAAUGCACCUAAUAACGCAUGCCUAAUAGUGCUGGCCAUCCUGGUUAUAGCAUGUCUGCAAGCAAACAAUCGCCACCAUAGCCGUGAGCAGCGAGGUUGAGGGGGUGGGUGACGUGAAAGGGUGAGAGUUGGUCUUGUGGUAGCAAGCAUGAUUUGUCCCCUUUGCUAAGCAGGGUCUGCCCUGGUUUGCAUUUGAAUGGGAGGCUACAUGUGAGCAGAGUAAGAUAUUCCUCUUAGGGGAUGGGGCCACUCUGGGAAGAGCACCUGCAUGCUUGGGUGCAGAAGGUUCCACGUUCCAUCCCUGGCAUCUCCAAGACGGCUGGGAGAGACUCCUGCCUACAACCUUGGAGAAGCCGCUGCCAGUCUGUGUAGUCAAUACUGAUCUAGAUGGACCAAUGGUCUGACUCAGUAUAUGGCAGCUUCCUAUGUACUGAACCAACUAGUCACACCUCCGCAGCAUUGCCAGCUGUGGCAGGCCUCUACAGAUAUUCCCCUUAGGGGAUGAAGCUGCUCUGGGAAGAGCAGAAGGUUCCAAGUUCCCUCCCUGGCAGCAUCUCCAAGAUAGGGCUGAGAGAGAUUCCUGCCUGCAACCUUGGAGAAGCCGCUGCCAGUCUGUGAAGACAAUACUGACCUAGAUAGACCAAGGGUCUGACUCAGUAUAUGGCAGUUUCCUAUGUUUCCUAUGCAUGUGGUUGACCCAGGGUGGGGAUGGAGUUGGUUCUCCCUGUGACCGAGACUGCAUUCCAGCGUGAAGGCGUCAGCAGAGCUAGAAUCUGAACUCGUGUGAAUGGGCACUCUGUUUAUACCUUUAAGCUUUACAUGGGACAGUCACUGACCAUAUUUUGGGCCACAAGUUCUGUACCAGGUACCUGGCUAAGCGAGCACACUGGCUAAGCUUGCACCGGUGUGCUUCACAGCCACUCCCCCUGCUCUUCCCAAGCACAGCGUUCAUCGGCAGCAACAAACCGGGGGAAGGACCAUAGCUCAGCAGAAGAGCAUCUGCUUUGCAUGCAGAAGGUCCCAGGUCCAGUCCCUGGCAGCAUCUCCAGUUAGGGCUGGGGAAGACUCCUGCCUGAAACCCCGAAGAGCUGCUGCCAGUCAGUGUUGAUACUGCGCUAGAUGGACAAAUAGCCUGACCACUGCAGCCAGGGAGAGUUUCUCCCUGUGAUCUCGAGUGCUCUUUGCCGCUGCAGACAAAUGCUGUACUUGGGAAGAGUGGGAUGUGUGGCUAUGGAGUGCGCCAGUAUGGGGCUGGGGCUCACCAUGUUCAUACUGACCCUAUAUCCAGGUACACUCUAGAUUGCUUCUCAACAGGGUGUGUCAUACCUCUUGUAUUUUAUGGCCUUAUGGUACAGAGACAGGGAGGAGAGCUGGUCUUGUGGUAAAGGUAAAGUGUACCGUCAAGUCGAUUUCGACUCCUGGCGCCCACAGAGACCUGUAGUUUUCUUUGGUGGAAUACAGGAGGGGUUGACCAUUGCCUCCUCCAGCACAGUAUGAGAUGAUGCCUUUCAGCAUCUUCCUAUAUCGCUGCUGCCCAAUAUAGUAGCAGCGGGCAUUCGAAACCGGCAACCUUCUGCUUGUUAGUCAAGCAUUUCCCGCUUGCUGCGCCACUUAAGGUGACUGGGUCUUGUGGUAGCAAGCAUGAAUUGUCCCCUUUGCUAAGCAGGGUCAGCCCUGGUUUGCAUUUGAAUGGGAGACUACAUUUGUUUAAGAUAUCUCUUCUCUUUUGGAACAGAGGUUUGCUAAAGAUCAUCCUGUAACGGUUUUUUGCCCUUGUGGCGCUGGCCUCUUGGAAACUGUCACCCAUGUUUUGUUAUAUUGUUCUUUGUAUCGGGACACCAGAGAAGAAAUUAUUUUCCCUCUGUUACUUAAAUUUCCUGGAAGGUGUGAGCCUUUUUAUACAUAUUAUUGCCUCGUGGAUUUAAACUCUGAGAUUACAAAAACUGUAGCUAAAUUUUUUAAUAUAGCCAUUAGGUUAAGGUCUCAAUUAAGCGAUUAAUUGCAGGAGCUGCGUAUUGUUUUUAAGUAACUUAUUAUGAAUGAUUGUAUUUUGUUUUAUUCUGUUUUAGCAUUGAUUAUUGAUCAUUGUAUUGGACGUAUUUGCUACCUCUAUUCUUGCUGGCCAAUGGCUGUAAUACAAUUGAAUUGAUGA
Molecule: messenger RNA, 14005 nt
Organism: Hemicordylus capensis (graceful crag lizard)
Lineage: Eukaryota; Metazoa; Chordata; Lepidosauria; Squamata; Cordylidae
Gene: MRPL1
Product: mitochondrial ribosomal protein L1
Exons: 9
Coding region: 101-1117 (338 amino acids)
Source: RefSeq, a predicted model, not a curated record